This is a messenger RNA of Solea solea (common sole), 2277 nucleotides long. RefSeq names its product dual specificity protein phosphatase 13-like. Gene Ontology annotation, cellular component: cytoplasm. The transcript has 3 exons. Gene Ontology annotation, molecular function: MAP kinase phosphatase activity; protein tyrosine/serine/threonine phosphatase activity. The record is from RefSeq and is a predicted model, not a curated record. NCBI's taxonomy places the organism in Eukaryota, Metazoa, Chordata, Actinopteri, Pleuronectiformes, Soleidae. Gene Ontology annotation, biological process: protein dephosphorylation; negative regulation of MAPK cascade. Bases 106 to 666 code for a protein of 186 amino acids.
CACCUGCUCGUACACAUCAUUCUGAGCCGCAGGAGACGGGAACUGCUUGAAUACAACAAACAUUCGGACCAGGAUUCAUUCCAAGAGGGCGGAUUUGGACUCAAAAUGUCAUCUGUCAAAGACAAGAGAAAAGAAUAUCUGACUGUGAAGGAUUUACAGAAGGUUUUGGACUCAUGCAAACUACAUCUUAAUCAAGUUGACGAGGUCUGGCCAAACAUAUACAUUGGGAACGUGGCAGUAGCCCAAAACAAGGCUGCCUUGCUGAAAUUAGGUAUAACUCAUGUAUUAAACGCUGCCCACUCCAAGCGAGGCAGCGUAGGGAACCAAAGCUUUUAUGGCAACGACUUUGUGUAUUGUGGCAUUCCAGCAGAUGACUCGACACACUUUGAUCUGGAUGUUUACUUCCAGCCUGCAGCUGAUUUCAUUCAUAAAGCUCUGAAGUCGCCUGAUGGGAAAGUUCUGGUGCACUGCAUCAUGGGAAUGAGCCGGUCCUCGACACUGGUGUUGGCGUACCUCAUGAUCUACCGUCAGCUCUCGCUCAAACGGGCUCUGCAGAAGCUGAUCCAGAAGAGAGCCAUCUACCCCAACAGGAACUUUCUGGCUUUGCUGUUGGAUCUGGAUCUCCAGCUGACAAAGAGAAAAAAGAAAACGUGUCAGAUCUUGUAAUCGUAAGAUGAAGUUUACAGUUCUUUAGCCACACGUGAGCGUGGUGUCUGUAGGGAUGAGGAUAGCGCAGCCCAUCAAUCCAAGACUGACAUGUGUCUACAGGAAACUAAAAACCUGGUUCAUCUAAUGACCGAAUUACAGUUUGCACUUCCUGUUAACAUGUUAAAUAUAUUGUCUACUCAACCCCCAGUUUUACAUGAAUAUGCUCAAUGUUAAAAAAAACAUAUUCUUAACUUUUUUUACCCUAUGAAGCAACAUGUCAGCACAUCUCGUGUUUGCAUUAACACGCCAACAUUCAAAGCAAAGCAUGACGGCCAAUUUACACAUGCAGUGGAGGUCGUCAAGUGCCGGCCAAAGUGCAUCAUGUGUGUCAGAAGUUGAGAAAUGUUUUACUUUCCAAGCAGCACAUGUUUUUUCUUUAAGCUCAAGCUCUCGGACGCGGUUGACCUGAAGAAAGUUCAACCAAAUCUGAAGAGCUGAGAUUCAAAACCAGUUUCACAACACUGUAUCAACAUGGCCUUUGCACUAGCGCCCCCCUCAGGCUGAGCUAAAUUUGACUAAUAUUCCAGUUCUGUUGUCUGGUUUGCAAUGGGCUGCAUUGUCCUCAUGGACCCACUAACAUGGCUUUCAACAUUUCUUUCUUUUUUUCUUUAUUAUUUAUCUUUUGGAAGAUUGAAAUGCUAAAAACAAAGAACGUCUUAAAAAGACAGUUUUGUUGCACAUUGAAGUUAGUUUAACCUGUAUUUAACUAUCUCAAAGAUUGAGAUAGAUCGGUUACAAAUUCAGUUAUGUAAUACGUAAAACAUAUGUACACGAGGAAAACAAAACCAAUUCUGUGAAAACGGCUACAAUUUUCGUUUAGUCGAAUCUCAACGUAAUGUGAAACGAACACAGAGACAGUGAGAGCUCUGGAGAUGUUCAGAUUGUAUGACUAUGUCUUCAGUUAUAUCAUAAUUGUAAGAUUUGCCUUUUAUUUUUCCAACCACUUCAGUUUUUAUCCCCGCAGAAUGGACCAAAUCUCUAAACACAAAGGAUAAUAUUUUAGCAGAAAACAGAAAAAAAUGUUAUUCUCUGCAAGAGAAUGUUCAAAGUCAGAAUGGGAAUCAAACUGCAUUAUACAGUGUUUCUUUGGUGUAUUUGUCCUGCUAUCUGAGCCACUCACUACUGUGCAUCAAAGGCGUCUGGUUUUAUUUUCUAUAGAGGAAUUACUGAUGACAAGCACAGAGAGGAACAAACAUGUUUAUAUCAGACUGUGACAGCAAUUUCUACCUGUUCUAAACGAUUACAGCCUCAUUAUAUCACGCACACACACACUUUUGUCAGUAGAAUUAACAUUUAAAUGAACACAAUAAUAAUCUCUCAGAUUAUUGUCACAGAGCUAACUGUGGUGUCGCUCUGUUCAGUUUAUAUGUAACGAUUUCUUCUGCGGUUGUUUUAUUUGGAUAUGGAGAAAAUGUUUACGUGGUAAAUGGAAAUGUUCAUGUAUCUACACUUGUAUAAUUGUUUUUUUCAUAUUCACUCAGUCCUCAUAUCUGCAAUGCAUCUUUUUUUUAUGUGUAAAUGUGUGUUUUUGAAUUUAUUGUCCCAUGUUCAUUAAAUGCUAUAAACCUA